This is a messenger RNA of Seriola aureovittata, 4597 nucleotides long. RefSeq names its product CD8a molecule (gene cd8a). Lineage: Eukaryota; Metazoa; Chordata; Actinopteri; Carangiformes; Carangidae. The record is from RefSeq and is a predicted model, not a curated record. The transcript is spliced from 6 exons. The coding region runs from base 2300 to 2953 and encodes 217 amino acids.
GUGACUAGUGAGCCAAACUGGGGAAGGACUGGUGAAGAAGCAUUGAUGCUCAUUUACUGGUAUUGAGGAUGCUGCUAUUUUCAGUGUAAAGACGUCUUUUCUGACUGCAUUUGAAUGUCAAGCUAUGCGACGCUACUGUGCAGGGUACUCUCUCACUGGCUUUCCCUGGUCACCCACUACACACACACACACACACACACACACCCAUUCAAGUUUCAGGUUGGAUACCCCCUGUGUGACUAAGAUAGGGAAGCCCAUGCAGGUGUAUUUGUGAGUGACUCACCCUGAAAGAGAAGUAUGGAAAGGUGAAGUGGGCUAACUGAGAGCGUUUUGACUGGGUCUCCCCUCUGAGACGAAGCAUCAACAGAUUCCCCAGAUUACUGAAAAUGACACAAGACUUCAAAGCAACCUGGUUUCCAUCACGGUUUCAUUUGCAGUUAAUGUCAUAGUAAUUCAUGAAAAACAAUAAUCAAAGUUAAGUUAAUGACAAGCAUCUGCAUUUUGAGGAAAUAAUGUGACCGGGAAAAGAAAAUGUUCCACAGCACGGCUUAAUGAGACAUAAUAUUGUCUCUCCCUCUCUAUUAUCAUGUUCUCACUCUCUAUUUGUUUCUCUUUGUCUAUCUCCACCCACAGAUGGAACAGAGAAAUCGCCCACAGGAGAGCAAAAUGUCAGCAAUUGUUGCCCAUUACUAAAUUGGUGCAUUUACUUUCCAUCACUGAACAGGAAAUAGGACGGGCCCUGAGUUGCGCCAUAGCCGCUGUUGCUCUCCUCACUUGAUGUGAAGGAAAUUUCACUUCCCUACAACUGUUAGACCAGGUUUCACAUCAAGCGACAGGUGUCAUUAUGCUUAAUUGUCGCUAUGACGUUGAAGCUGUGUCCCUUUGUUGUUAAUGGAAAAUGUUGCUUUACAAGCUUGGUCAUGUUACUCAUCAGUUGUGUUGACAUUUUUACUUUAGAUUUCAACAGAACUUUACACGGGGCGUCACAACACAAGCCCUCUGAACCAGGUAGCAGCUCUCUCCAAAGUCCAAGUCAAAAUCAUUACAUUUCAAAUAACUCUGAUGACAUUUGAGGGUCAUUUUACACCAUGACUCCUCUCACUGUACGCAGCAAAUCACUGAAGACAUCUGAGACGUUGAGCUGCUGCUCUGCUCUCUGUGCGCUCAGACAUCCAAACAUGCAGACUUCUAGCCACACCCCAACCGCUGAUGUCACAGCAGGUAUUUUCCAUUAGCUCUGUUUUUCUUUUCAGCUCUCAAAGGUAGAACACCUGCUGUGACAUCACUGGUUGGGCUGAUGGCCAGUAAUGCAACACGCUUUAAAGUUAAAGAGCCCUAGCUGAGCAGAGCGGCAGCAGUUUUGUGACUAAUGAUUCAGUGACUCAUUGUUCAUACAAUGAAAGAGCAACAAUUCCUGCUUUUGCUGCCAUCUAGCUGUUGAAAUCUUCACCUUGAUGCAGUGUAUGUAAUACUGAUUAUUAACAUGUUGUUUGGUGUGGUUAGCCGUGAAACACAGAUGCUUUAUUUAAAUGAACUCUAUCAGAGUGAUAUUAUCACCAUAACAACAGUAUUAACUAAUUAUUAAUAUACAGUCUGUAAAGGCCAAAACUUAGAGCACUGUCACAAGCUGGCUCAGAGUGAGUGACAAAAAGUCACACAUGAAGGAAGGGCCAAUAUAACAUGUAUUAUGAAUUUACUAUACUAAAAUACAAUAAUAUGGUAUUACAGAUAAUAAUUUUUUGAAACUUAAAGGAUAUUGUGUUAAUCUUACCACAAUAUGUCAUAUUACACACAGGAGGGAGCUCAAAGUCAAUCACAGAGCGUCUUGACAAGUGUCUUGAAAUGUGUAAUGUGUCAUUGAAUGCACAGUUUGAUUUACAGAAACAGUGUUUGUGUUUAGUGUGAGGUGUUCUGCUACACACAGAUAAUAAAGACAGAUAAUAAAAUGUGCUCUGUGUGCUGUUUUUUUUUUCAUUUUCCUACCUCAUCCUUCUCAGCCUACAUACUGUGCAGUGCUGCACUUCUGUGUCAGUAGGAUAAAAACUGUUCGAUGCUUCAAAACAGAGGCAGGGAGGUGUUAAGUGCAGAUCGGUGGGCUCAACUUCAAACUCGCUUGCAGACCACGACCGUGCUGCAUGAGGUCUCUGCAAAGUGCCACUGCAAUGAUCCCAUUUGACACUAGCAGAGAAGAAGGUUACAGGUGGGGCGUGGUUUGAUAUCUCACUAAAAUAUCUCUUGGCAGCCUCCAACAAGCACCACAAAGACCUGUGUAGAAGCUUUUGUCGUCUGCAAGAUUAAAAUGGGCCAAAAAUGGAUUCAGAUUCUGGUGAUUCUGGUGUUUUAUCAACAAAUGGCUUCAGGAGCUGAAAUAAAAGCAAAGGAAGGGGACAAAGUGGAAAUCAAAUGCGUGCCUGCUCAGAUGUCCUCUAUGGUCAUGUGGUUUCGAGUUCUGGACAGCUCAAACAUGGAAUACAUUGGAUCUUUUGACAUAAAUGGCAACUUAAAAAGUGGUACUUCCCUCAGUAAAAUCUUCAGUAACGAAAAGAUGAUCAGCAAUAUUCUUACGUUGAAAUCCUUCAGCAAGAGCAAGGACAGCGGCCUCUACAUCUGUGCCACAUUGGUGAAAAACAUUCUGGAAUUUGGCGAACCAACCCAACUGAGUGGAGUUGAAGUUACAGCACCUCCAAAGGCCAUCACUACCAAACCAACUGUACCCACAACUACCACGGCCUGUGUUUGUAACAAUCAUAAGCAAGGGGGAAAAAGUGACAUGUUUUGCUCUCUAAUCAUUCUGGGCCCGUUGGCUGGUGGCUGUGGCCUUCUUGUUCUGCUCCUCAUCAUCACCACCCUGUACUGCAACCAUACGAGGACACGGAGAUGCCCACACCAUUACAAAAGAAAGCCACGGACGAUGCCUCCUGGAAAACAAUUGAUGACCAACAGACACGUUUAAUCUAAAUGGCUCUAAAAAUGUCGCUCUGCAAUUUAAACUGCAAUUAUUUUACAGUCUUGUGUUAAUGUUGCAGAAAUAAGUCUUCAUCUUAUUUACAGUUUUAUGACAAAUUCAAGGUGAAUAAUUGGCAACCUAAAAUGUUCUCGCUGUGUGUGAUAGAAAAUAUAACAAGUGUUUAAAGUGGUUCAAGUAUUCAACACAUCAAAUACUUUGAAAGCUUUUCUUUUGUUCACAUUAAUUACAUUGUGGUUUCAUGGCCGAUGAUGCCGCCCUGUCACAUUCAGUUUGAACUCUUUUAAAGAAAUAACAUGAGACGACAUGAUUUUUUAUUUAUCCAAACCCCAUGAAUCUUGAUAAAGACAGAAAACAGGGAGUGGAAACCGAAUAGAAACCAAGAACAUUACAAUUCAGUAUUCUGAUUUGUUUAUUUCCCUCUAGAAAUUUAUGAAAAUGUAUGUAAUCAAUUUUGCUUUUGUAUAGAUUUCACUUAUAGUUACAUGUACAGUCUCUACUUUUAACAGCCCAUGUUUUCUUUCCUUUUUAAAAUAGUCUCCCUACACAGAUUUUUUACCGUAGUUACUGUAAUUUAGUUUUGUGAUUUAACUUCAGCCCUGAAAAAAUCAGAUAACUACAGUUAAGAAAAUGAUUUGCUCUGCUUAACAUUCUGUCCUGCAGGAGGCUAACUUCACAUUUUGAAAACUUUAAAUAACCUUUUCUACAAUUUUAUAUAGUUAUCUUUUGAUUCUUUUUUCUCAUAAUUCAAAUUCCUCUGGUUUCAAAGUAAUGACAAAUAGUAUUUUUGUUUUUUAGAAAAUGGAUGUACAGUAUUUCACAAUUAUCCCACUGUCUGAAUUUUUGUAACUGAAACAAACAAACAAAAUUGAAAAAAAAAGAAGAAAACAAUAAAAUAAAAUAAAAUAAAUAAAAAAUAAAAUGUAGACAAGCAUUCUUUCUUGGCUGCGAUGAAUUGUAGUUGUCUUUAUUUAUGUUGCUUUCUUUCUUUCUUUCUUUUUUUUUUUAACACAUCACACCCACUCACUUGAAUCCCCCAUCAGUCAUUCAGGGUCAAAAUAUAAAGUUAGAAGUUGAAGUUUGUCUUGUUGACAACCCCCCACGUCAAAAGGAAGUGGGCUGCUACAACUGUAUGCACAGUGAAAAACCACUAAGUUGAGAGAGAAAAAUACUUUAAGAGGAGAUUCGGUUCCGUUUAAUACGAACACAGUUCCCUUGCACCUGAAAGAAAACAGUCUGUAUUGAUUUAACAUUGCAGUUAUUGAUUCUUCCUGCUAUAUUUGGCUUUUUUUUUAUUUAAGGCAGUUCAUGUUAACUUGAGUUUCUUGUUUGUAGAAACCAGACUCUCAUAUAACAACUACACCAUUCUAAUUUUUAUAUUUAUUUUAUUUAAUUCGUUUUCCCACAUCUAAAAUAUCUCUCAUAUCUUUUGACUCACACCAACACACGCAACCUUUGACAUGACGAAAAAAUAACCUUGGGGAAAUUAUAGUGAUUUGACUUUACAGUUGAAAGCUCUUUGUAAAUUACACAGUGUUGUCUUAUAUAGAGCAAAAAUCUUUUUUUUUUUUUUUUUUACAGUAUACAAAAUGGCCGUUUACAAAGCUUGUAACCACCUUGGUUCACUAAAUG